Messenger RNA from Durusdinium trenchii, 2109 nucleotides. NCBI's taxonomy places the organism in Eukaryota, Dinophyceae, Suessiales, Symbiodiniaceae. The record is from the annotation of a GenBank genome assembly.
AUGUCAGAAGAACAGAUGGGCGCGAGCUGCUUCAUGAUGGCCAAGGAGGCUAGAGAGAAGUGUCUUUUCCGAAGGACCCCCAGAAGCUCAGAGCAAUACAAAAGGAUUCUUUUUGAGAAGGGCUGCAUGGAAAGCAAGGGGUUAAAAGAGGCAGAUCCGAUGGCAACCUCAAAGGCAUUGGCCAAGUGGGUGGUGGCCAGGGCUGUGGGAAAAGGCCUUGGUCUGGAGAUGCAGGAGUCCUGUCCCAGCCUCUCUACAUCUGCAGCUUCUAAGGCCACUGUCGAGACGGUGUCCACCACCGCCACCGGGGCCUCACUCUUGACUGAGGCUUGCCUGGCACGAGUUCCACACGUGCCCCGUCCAGAAGCACGGUCGAAGAAAGCCCGGCCAGCUCCACCACAUCCAGCACUGGGCCGAAUGCAGCCUCAGCGGACGCCACGGAUCUUCACGCCCGUGCUGCGGGAGAGGGCGAGCGAGGUCAAGACAGAGCAUCCAGAGAGUCCAGCUGUGCCCCGCAGGCCGGCAGUUCAGCGGCCAGAACGAAGCGAGUCUCGCUUUCCCGAAGGGUCCACUGAGGCCACCGUGGAGCAAGCGCUUCAACAUGUGGCGCCGAAAUACCGUGAGCCAUUGCUGGUGGAGCUGCUGUCCAUGUCACAAGAACUGAGGACAGCAAGAGAGCUGGCAGUCGCUCAGAGCCAACGCAACUCUCAGCUACAACGAGAGGUGGAAGACCAGGUUUGCCUCUUCAACACCCUAGUCGACCUACAGCAGCAAAACCAGUGGUUUGAAGAGAGGCGACGACAUGUGGACGAUGCCAACCAGGUGGCCAUGGAAAUCGAACAGCAGCAGCUGGAGAGUUUGCGGAUGGCCGCAGAAGAUGUGACAGCCUCGAGGCUGCGCCUGGAGGAGCCAAAUGAAAUCAAGAAGGUCCUCGCAGCAAGUGAACAAGAGAUGGCUGAGAGGACUCAAGCUUUGGAAGAGGAACUGAAGGAACUGGAUGAUCUCAUCGAAGAGGCCCAAUUUGGCCGAGGAAAUUCAUCCACCAGAUUGCUGAAGGACCAGUAUCUCAACGGACUCCUCGAGUUGAGCACGCGCGACUUGCGGAAGAUCUUGGAUCGGGCGGGCGCCCGCACGGCUGGGCGCUACGAGCGCGAGGCCUUACUGGAGCUUUUGCGGGAUCCCCAGCUGCGUGCCAAGUGUGAAGCGUUGGUUAGAGAUGCAGGUGGAGAUGAGGUGAUCCUUCACAAGGUCAGGAGCGCCGAUUUCGCAGGAGUUGUUUCAGAUGGCGACGCCUACAUGGCAAUCGAUGUGCAGCUCGGAGGCGCCACAGCACGCUUCAUCCUGGACACCGGAGCCUCUAACACCGUGAUGCGUGAGAUGGAAGCGCGGCGGUUGAACGCGCGGUGGAUGCAAGUGCCGGUGACAGCUCAAGGAGGAACGGGAAUUCAAAGUGGUUUGAGCCUGGCGGAUUUGGGAGAAGUGACCAUCGGUCAGGUGCCAUGUGGCCGGUUGCAAGCUGUGACGACUCCUGGUGCUUUGCCAUGCCCACCAGACUGUUGCGGGAUUCUGGGUCUUGACGUCCUUUCUCGCUUGGCGAUGCGGUUGGAUUUCCAGAGAAGUCGCAUGAAGGUGACCAAGGAGUUUGGAGAUGCCAAUUCAGCUGCUGCAGCUUUGGCUGUGAAAGACCUAAAGCCGAUUCCUUUGCAAAGCGUACCGGGCACUUCAGGCCUUUUAGCGCUUCCGCUCCGCUUGCGAGCUCCAAACCGCGGCAACCAAGUCAAGUGCUUGGGUAUCUUGGACUUGGGCGCGCCCUUUACUGUUUGCAGCAUGACUACAGCACGUGCGCUGGGUCUCAAGGCCGAGCUAAAGCGUUCAGGGAAGUUUGUGACUGGCCUGGAUGGCAGCCCCUUGGAAGUCCUGAGCGGGCGCUUGAGAUUGACUGGACCCUCAUGGGAGGUGGACAGAGAACUAAUCAUCGGAGAUUUGCCAAUCUUCCAAGCCUUGGGCGUUGCAGUGAACCAGUCACCUCUGGUGAUUUUGGGCUUGGACGUGCUGCAGUCUCGGGGUCGAAUAGCUAUGGCCACUGGAUUGAAGGCUUUGUGGAUGUGA